Molecule: messenger RNA, 1986 nt
Organism: Naegleria fowleri
Lineage: Eukaryota; Heterolobosea; Eutetramitea; Acrasida; Naegleriidae
Exons: 1
Coding region: 1-1986 (661 amino acids)
Biological process (GO): transmembrane transport
Molecular function (GO): transmembrane transporter activity
Source: RefSeq, a predicted model, not a curated record
AUGAACCCUCAUGGUUUUUUUAAAGACCAUCAUCGGCAUUAUGAUGAGGAAGAUUCGUCCCCAGGUCACUACUAUCAAACCUCCAGUGUAGAGGACGAUAUGGAAGAAGACUCCAUGAAUCAAAUACUCACGGAUGAAUAUAGGGAUCAUCGUUCAAAACGAUAUAAAAAACCAUUUUCAUCCCCGAAUGAACCAUCCAUUCAUACUUCUAAUAUUCAUAUCAAUCAUCAUGUAAAUAGUGAAACAGAUUUUUUGGAAGAUGAAAAUUCUCUGCGGCACCAACAAAAAGAAGGUGCUCUCAAAUCUCCACUGUUGAAAGGACGAAAAUUUAAAGCAUCACUUCCAUCUAAAAUCAAGUAUUUCAACAAGGGAUUUGUAAAUGUUGUGAUAUUAGGAUUUUCCUUUUUGAUUUUAUUUUCUGCAUUUAAUAUCAUAUUAUUUUAUUUCUCGGAAAUUAGAAAACGAAUUACAACGGCUUCGGUCGUUCUCUAUGCUUCUCUAAGUGGUUCCUCAUUAAUCACGCCGAGUAUACUGAAAUUGAUUGGAUUAAGAUCAAGCAUUAUUGUUGGAGCUUUAUUAUAUUCAUUAUUUGUGCUUAGUUUGUGUUUUGAUUUGGCUCCCAUUACUUAUACAUGUUCAUGCAUUUCUGGUUUAGGAGCAAGUUUAUUGUGGAUCAGUCACGGUGAAAUACUGACUCGAUCUGCAAAUUAUUAUCAAAGAAUUGCCACCAAAGAACGAAAUAAGAUGGAACUCGAUUAUGUGAAUUCAAUCUAUAUGAGCAUGGGAGACAAGCCAAUAAGAUUUUCUUCACAUCAUGCAGAUGGUGUGAUGGGACUAUUCAGUGGAGUAUUCUUUGGUAUUUAUGCUCUCAAUUCGGUGUUUGGAAACUUAAUCUCGACCUCUCUUGUCAACUCUGACAUCGAUUACUUUUGGUUAUUUUUAAUACUAUUUAUUGUGUCACUUAUCGGCUCUUUACUUUUGCUUCCUCUAAGGAAUAUUUCAUUUCACGAAACAAUUAGUAAUGUGCAAUGGAAACAACAACCUAGAAAGGUCAAAAACUCAAGCAAUUUACGAAAUAAUGACAGUUCGUUUAGAAAUUUAGAAACUGGAAGAACCAGCUAUCCCAAAAGUGUCAUCAUGAAAUCAAAUUCUUCUCAAAGUAUAACAAACGACAGUGCCACCAUUAAUAACGAUACAGAUGACGAAGAUAGUUCUAAUCUCCCAUCCAUGUUUGAUGAAAAUGAGAGUGUUUGUACCAUUGAAUAUGAACUUCCAAAACCUCCUUCUAGAAGAGACAAGAUUAUUUCCAUUGUUAGGGAUAUUUGCGAAAACAUUAAGAGUAGUUUUUUAGUAUUGUUUUCUGUGAAAAUAGUAUUAUUUGGCUUUAUAUUUUGCUACUCUGGAUAUUCGAUUGCCUUCUUUUAUAGGUCUCUACCCAAAGUGAUGCAAAAACAUUCUCACACAUUUCUGGUCCCUUGGGCGAUUGCUUGUUUCGGAAUUACAGAGAUGGUUGGAUCUUUAAUAUUUGGAAGAUUGUGUGACAAGAUUGGAAAAAGGCCAAUCAUGAUUUUAACGCUGUGCUUACAUGUCCUUGCCAUUGCUGCCUCCUUUGCCACAGUAUAUUGGCCACCAAGUUAUUACAAUUAUUUUAUCCCUCUACUUGUGUGUGGAUGUGCAGAUUCUGGUCUCAACGUCGUAAUUUAUUCAGUAGUUGGAGGAACAGCAAGCUAUUUCAAACAUGAGAAAACCAUUGAGGCAUUUGCUUCCUUUCGUUUGAUACAAAGUAUGGCCAUUUGUGUUGGAAUCGUUUUUGGAGAACGAUUUUCAGUGCAAACCAUCCAACUCACCCUUUCAGGAUUAUUAUGCCUGUGCAUUCUAUUCUAUAUCAUUUUAGAUUUUUGUUUUUAUCCAUUUGAUUCUAAAAAAAGCAAAUUUAAAAAGAAGGAAUCUGUGGAGAGUCGAAUGAGAGAACAACCUUAUUUCUAA